UAAAGAGCUUAGUUGAACCCACGGCCCAUAUAAGGCCCAGUAGCGAUGAAGAGACCGAACUCUGAGAAAGGGAUCUCCAAAUGAAACUGGGAGAGAAAGAAGGCGAGAGAUGGCGAAGGAGAAGAGGUGUGUGGAGUGUGGCCACAAGGUUAAAUCAUUGCUGAUUCAGUACUCUCCUGGCAACUUUCGUCUCAUGAAAUGCGAGAAUUGCAACGAAGUAGCAGACGAAUACAUCGAGUGCGAGCUGAUGAUUAUAUUCAUCGACUUGAUACUUCACAAGACAAAGGCUUAUAGACACUUACUCUACAAUGUGUUUACUCAAGAAACUGUCUACGUUCAGAGGGUUUCACAAUUUGGCAGCAUCUGUUGUGGAAGUUGGUCUUGGCUUAUCUUCUUCUAGAUACUUGUAUCCUUUCCUUUUCUUUUGUAUUGUAACUAUACAGAGCAUAUUAUUUUGGAGAGCCUUUAACAAAUUUAAAGAUAGAAGCUUGCUGUUGAGAAGAACCAAUGAUGAAUCAAGCGUGCCCAUUAGCUUUGUUCUUGCAUCUCUAGAGGUUCUGGUUAAUGUCUUAUCUGCAAACUUUGCAUUUGUUUUAUCAUUUGCACUUGCGUCCAAGAUUAUAUCAAUCGGUGCUUCCAGAGGAAAAGAGAUUCUUUUGGGGAUCUUCAUCUCAAGUUACAUCAAGAUCUUUCUAUUUGCUAUGCCGGUUUGGGAGUUCCCAGUUUCAGUGAUCUUCAUUGUAGAUAUGCUUGUCUUAACAUCAAACGCAGUUGCUCUUAAAGUGAUGACUGAAUCAACAACGAGCAGAUGCUUAGCCGCGUGUUUCAUGGCACACUCGAUUAAAUUCUUGGCAGAUCAAAUCUCUGGGUCAAGGUCCUUGAAACACUUGGGGUCUGUGAUGUAUCUGCCUUUUAUUUUCAAAAACGUGUGAUCUUAUAAUCGUCACAAGGGAAGAGUUUGUUUAAUCUUUGAUCAUAUGUUCAUUAAGAUAAAUGUUAGGAUCCUGACACACUUUUAUUUAAUCCACUCUUUUUUUGGAUGCUUCA
This is a messenger RNA of Brassica napus (rape), 1047 nucleotides long. Its product is annotated as protein ARV 2. Lineage: Eukaryota; Viridiplantae; Streptophyta; Magnoliopsida; Brassicales; Brassicaceae. Gene Ontology annotation, biological process: sphingolipid metabolic process; sterol metabolic process; intracellular sterol transport. The transcript has 8 exons. Bases 309 to 932 code for a protein of 207 amino acids. The record is from RefSeq and is a predicted model, not a curated record. Gene Ontology annotation, cellular component: Golgi apparatus; cortical endoplasmic reticulum.